Molecule: messenger RNA, 2363 nt
Organism: Cydia strobilella
Lineage: Eukaryota; Metazoa; Arthropoda; Insecta; Lepidoptera; Tortricidae
Exons: 3
Coding region: 138-719 (193 amino acids)
Source: RefSeq, a predicted model, not a curated record
AUGAUGAGCAAUAAAACAAAAUGUUUUUAGUCUUAAUAAAUUAUAGUUUUAUAUGUCACUUUAAGAUACCUUGUUAAAUUAUAGUGGUUUACAGUUAUUCAAGUCCCGAAACCUACCUACCGUAUCCUGUAGUCUACAUGAGUGUUGAUGUCGAGGAAGCAAACGAAACACAACAACUGAUGCAGAAUGAGGGCGAGGAAGACGAGGCGAAGAUCACGCAGUCCGCGACGUCGCCCGUGACUAGCCACAAGAUGUCCAGCGGCGCUGCCAGCCUCACCUCGCGGACCCCGGGGCAGGCGUUUGCGAGCACAGGGAACAGUAUCAAUGACUCAACAAAGGUUUCCAUUGUGAACGAGAGGCGACUCCAUCGGGACCUGAUGCGCUCCAACUACAGUAACAGGCCCAAACACAUACCCAAAGAAGCGCCAGAUGUAAAACAUAUGGAAAAAGCACUUCUUGGUUUGUUAGAUGAUUUUCACUCAGGGAAACUGAGUGCUUUCAGUGCUGGCUGCAGCAUGGAACAGAUGAUCAACAUCAGAGACCAGCAGGAGCACUUGGCGCGGCUGCACUUCCGCCUCUGCGCCGACGUGGAGAAGCCAACAGAGGACAGUUUUGACAAAUCUACCUCCAGAUUUAAGAUGACACAAUUAGUCCAAAGUUUAGAACAGCUCUCAGCAUCCAUUGAGCACUUGCAUUCAGAUGGUAAUUUUAGUAACUAGCAGCAAUAAGUAGCUAAAUUGUACUCCUACAUUGCAAACAAAGUAGAUUCAUGUCACACUUUAAACUCGCAUUUUGCACACAUAAUUAAUGUCAUUAACGGGUCUAAUGCGAUUAAUUUUCAUUAUUUCAUUUUUUUCAUCCUUCAUCUAAGUUCAUCUAAGUUUACAUUAAUUAAUUAGAUUCAUGUCUACUUUUUAUUAAAAAAUACAUCUCUGAUCAUGGUGGUGAAUUUAACAUCACCCUCAAUUAGGUUUACCUAUCUAUAGUGUAAAUGUAAUCAAUGAUGAGAUGUUUGAUGUACCAUCAGGUCCAACCCCAAAGACGGAUUAAUCGGUCACCGACCACAGAGCAACAUACGUGCAUGCAUGUGCAUAAAGUUCAAUUUUUGGUUUUGAAACUUCACUGACGUUGGCGUCCGAGUGACAGCUUUUGUGUUUGACACAGCGUCGAAAAGGUUAAGUGAAUGUGUUGUAUUAUAAUAUUUAGAACACCCUACUUACAGAAUUGACCUAAUAGGUAGUGUAAGAGACAUUGUCACAAAUUAUUUAGUGCUGAUAGGCCAAGCAAUAAGAAGGUAUAGAGGGAAAUGCUAGGAACACAAUUUUUUACUUAGCUUUGUUUGGACGAGUUAGGUUUCGGAAAAACCGAAAAAUGGAACCUUCAAACCCCCCUCUCCCCCCAGCACCAGGGUUAUGGCUGGGGACUUUUGAUAUGUUCACCUCCUAACUAGUCCAAACAAAGCUACGAAGUCAAAAAUUGUGUUCCAAGCAUUUCUCUCUAUACCUUUCUUGGGCAUUUAUUUUCUGGCCUAUGAGCUUAGUUAGAUAUUUUGCAUUAUGAUUCUGUAUUGUGAUCACCAAGACUAAUCAACUAGCUUUUAGAAUUAGGCAAAUUAGGAUGAUAGAAGCAGUAGAUAAUUAGAAUUUGUAUCUUGAAUCGACAAUAGUAUAUUAAGUAGGUAAAAUCUCACGUUUAUAAUGGGGUUUCUAUUGUAUAAUAUCUAUUACCAUACCUGAAUGGGGUUGCAAGGUCUAUAUACAGUACCGGCCAAUAAUAUAUCACCUAGUGUUUUUGUAUGAGCUUGUAUAGAGUAAACAAUAUAGGUUAGUUUGUAGAUUGCAUAUUUUAUUAGUCAUAUUAUACAAAUAUAUGAUGAAUAUUGCAAUGAAAUACUGUGAUUUACAAUACAAUACUCAGCAUAUUACUAAAAAACCUCUGGCAAAAAAAUUAAGUUAACAAUACAUUUAAAAAAAAACUGGAAAAGCUAUGAGACCAUUUUCUCUCAUAGCCCGUAUAAAGGAAUACUACUAGGCUACCUAAAGCAGUAAGGUGGGAGUCACUCACAAAUAAUAAUAAAAAGUUAUACCGUAAAAACAUGGAGGUGAUAUAUUAUUGGCCGGUACUCUAUUCAUAUUCAACGGGAACAUUUCUUAUUACUGGCGUUAAUUUGUUCAUUGGGGUGAUUUAGAUCAAACUAAAAGAUACAGUGAAAACUUCUUUUUCACCACACCAGCUGGUAAAGGCUCUCUUGAUUGUUCAAAAACUGAUGAGAAAGUUGCAUUUUAUCCACAUGUAUGCAAAUUUUGAGCUGUUUCCUUAUGUUAGCUAGUAGAAUUUACUUUUAAAUGAUGAUUUUGAAUGAU